Trematomus bernacchii (emerald rockcod) is the source of this 2594-nucleotide messenger RNA. Its product is annotated as acetylcholinesterase collagenic tail peptide. The record is from RefSeq and is a predicted model, not a curated record. NCBI's taxonomy places the organism in Eukaryota, Metazoa, Chordata, Actinopteri, Perciformes, Nototheniidae. Gene Ontology annotation, molecular function: heparin binding.
UCCAGCUGCUGUGAAGUCGAUCAAGAAGACACAGCAGCUAACGAGCCUCUGAUCCGGACCAUAGACUGUGUCAUCCAGACCACAGACUGUGUCAUCCAGACCAUAGACCGAACGACCCGGACCAUAGACUGGACCACCCGGACCCGCUGACAGUGAGCCGCCACCGCUGUGCUGCCUCCACUCAGUGGCCUCUGCUGGGACAUUCAGCCCCCGGGGAGAACAAAUAAAAACCAUCCUCCUUCUGCAUCUGUGUUGGUAUUGAACAGCAGAAGUGGGUCGAUAAGUGGAUCAGAUUUAUUAGCGGUCUACAGCUCGCCAGAUGCCAGAGGAGCCCCAGUCUGAGGGUCUGCACACCGCGCAUUAAGUGAGAGGGGAUCCAGCAACGUGUACACAAGUGCGGCACAAUCUCAAGUGGAAGGGAGAGUAAACCAUAAGGAUGGAUCUGAUCAAACUUGCCGUGUCCUUCCACUUCCUGCUGUGCUCUGCGUGGGCCCGCCACUCUUACAUGGACAGCAUCUUCUCCCCCCGCUCAGUUCUCAGGUUUCUGGAUGAGCCGCUGACGUUUGACCCCUGCUGUCUGAUGUCCCCGCCCCCCCCACCUCUCUUCCCCCCGCCGCCUCAGCUGUGGAAGCAUGGCAGCCCCGGUGGUGUUAGCGUGUUGGAGCCAAGCGUGUUUGGAGGAGAGGUAAAGGAAAAGGAAAAACCUGUCACACCCGGGUGUUCAGCUGGACCUCCAGGACCCCCAGGACCCCAGGGCCCAGAGGGUCAAGGUGGAUUACCCGGCAUCCGAGGACCACAAGGCGAGAAGGGAGAAAUUGGACGUCCCGGGUCAAAGGGUCGUACAGGGGCUCCAGGCCUCCCAGGGAAACUAGGACUACAAGGAUGGCUUGGACCAGAGGGACCCCAGGCUGAGAAAGGGGAUCCAGGACUCAUGGGAUUACCAGGACUAAGGGGACCAUCAGGGACAAAGGGUUUGCCUGGUUACAAAGGAGAUAAGGGGCGUCAUGGUGACCCUGGAGCAUCAGGACCAAAAGGAGAUAAGGGCUCCAUUGGUUUGCCUGGGAUGCUUGGACAGAAGGGUGAGCAGGGAACAAAGGGAGGGUCGGGAGUGGCAGGGAAGAGAGGACCCACUGGACGGCCAGGGAAGAGAGGCAAACAGGGCAUGAAGGGUCACUCUGGCACCCCAGGAGUCAUGGGCCCCCAUGGACCUUCAGGACCAAAUGGCCAUCCAGGACCACCUGGUCCACCUGCCUCAGGUCUCUAUGUAGUAGGGGAAAAGGGGGAGAAGGGUCUUCCUGGUCCAGCGGGUCGCUGUGACUGUGAUUCAACUGUUGGAGCCAAUAAUGCUCCUUUUGGAAGCUACACACAGCGGGGGGGCCUCAAUAAAGUCCCUGCAAUAUUUGUGGUAAACAAUGAGGAGGAGAUGGAGCGUCUGCGUUUAGACCACUCAAUAGCAUUCAGGAAGGACCAGAGGGUGCUGUACUUCAAAGAUAAAGAUGGAUGGAAGCCCAUUCAGCCCUUCCAGCCGUUCCAGUCCACAGAGAAAGUCCCGGACAGAGUUGGUGUGUGUGGAGACGGGAAGGUGCAGGCCCAGCACGGAGAGGAGUGUGAUGAUGGAAACCAGAUUGUCACCGAUGCCUGUCUCAACUGUAAGUGGGCCUACUGUGGCGAUGGCUACCGACAUGACGGCAUUGAGGAGUGUGAUGGAAAGGACUUUGGUUAUCAGACCUGCAAAUCCUAUCUCCCCGGGUCCUUUGGGCAGCUCAGAUGCACCGACUCUUGCCUCAUUGACUCCACAGGUUGCAAGUAUUUCACCUGAACUGGAAAGUGAGACAAAUUGCCUGAUUGCAACUUCACAGUUCCUCUUUCUGAUCACUGGGGUCUAUAUUUCAGAUUUCUACUGAAGUCUCACCCCUUUAAAAUAAAUGAUGGACUGAAAGAGACUAAAGGAAGCUCUUGCGCCUGCUCUGAGCCAUGUGAAUCGACCGUCUCCCCUGCAGGUUUCAAUCUUUGUCUGGCCUCAGGGAGCCACUUCCUGUUAUAGUCAUCGGCUGCAGCACUGUUAUGGACACCGGUGGUGGUGGGACACGUUUUAAUGAUUGUAUCAUAUGAAAUAGUUACAAUGUGUAUGACUUGCUGACUGUUAAUGCAAAAAUAAGCUGUAUUGUGAAAUUAUUUUGUAAAGAGAGACAGAAAAAAGAGCCUUUCAAAUGAGGCAAUUAUAUUAUUGAUACUAUAUAUACUGUAGUAUGCAAAUCAGGGGUGUGUAAAUGUGUUUAUUCCUUAGGAAACAUGUAUUUAUGAAGUGCAAUACUGUGAAAAUGCAUGUAAUUGUGUACAAGUGCACAUUGGACUGUUUAACUAGUGCUAUAAAUGUAAUAUCCAAAGUAUAGCCCUCUCGAUGUGAAUGUUCAAAUACCGACGGGAGGGAAAUGAAUGUCGUACUCUAACAAGAAAAACUGUGAUCAUCGCAGCAGCAUGAAGAAACUGCUCAGUUACAUCAAAGGAAAUUCAACCUUAAUUCAGCCAAAUGUAAUAAGUGUAUUUUAAUCUGCCUGCAUGACUGUAAAGUUCACACUGUACACUAAUAAAGG